This is a messenger RNA of Seminavis robusta, 3647 nucleotides long. NCBI's taxonomy places the organism in Eukaryota, Bacillariophyta, Bacillariophyceae, Naviculales, Naviculaceae. The record is from the annotation of a GenBank genome assembly.
GUAUCUCUGGUGGGCUUCGGUGGUAGCGGCAUGCUAUAUCUUCUUGGCGUCCAGGUCGAUAGCAUGCUGCGAUCUGUUGGACGAAGGCUAUCACGGCACUACCUCUUGAGACAGCCUACAUGUCCUUCAAUCUUUAGAUGUGCGGUUCGGUCCGCAUCUUGGCGGAAAAAUGUUCCGCCGGGAGUGGAGCUUGCAAAAUCAAUCUUGGAGAACUCGCCAGAUUUGCUGAGAUUCUUUCGAUGACAAGAAGAAGGAAAAGGAACUAGUCGCAGGCAUCUAUGAAGCGUUGAGUUUGCAGCAACCACAGGAGCUGAAGGCACAGUACGACGAACGUGAGUCCUUCUUCGAUCAUGUUGCGAGCCUUGUCGUGGAGGAGACACGUCAUGCCAUCGUUGCAGCAAUGGUGGAAACGCUUUCCGGCAAGGACCCACAAAAGACCAAACGAAGGAAGCAGACGACUGGCGUUUCGAUUAGGGUGAACAGCAUGGAUGAUGAAUUUGCUGAAAUUUGGACUUACGAUCCUCUACCCAACAACAAGAGGAACAGCCUACGUUCUGGAACAGUAGUCGCUAUGGUUCCAAGCAAGCGUUCCGAUGAUCCCACGGUCCGCUUGGGAGUUCUUCAGUUUGGCUCGAGGGGUUCCCAGGUUUUGCCUGAUUCUAUGCAAGACGAUGCAGACCCAAAGAAAAUCACACGGGACACGGGCGAUGGCGCAAACCAAAACCAGAUCAGACGGGGUGACAGGAUGACAUGCUUUCUCUAUGGUGCUUGCAACGAUGGCGAUGAUCUUGAAAUGCAACCUCUUGUAUCCAUUCUAAACUAUCAGCGUCAGUUCACUGCCUGUCGCCAGGGGGGAGACAGUUCUGACUUUGACGGAGCCUUAUUCGGGCGGUUCAACCACGAGACGGAAUGCAGUCCGCCUUCUGAAGACUUGAACGACACUGCCAUCGUUGUGCCUUCGUUAAAUCAAUCUCAGCAGCUUGCUGCUGAUGACUUCAUCUUCGCUCGCGACAAGAGAAUCAUGAUUGCUCAAGGCCCUCCUGGAACGGGAAAAACAACAAUGCUGGUGGCCACUAUCUGCCGAUACAUAAUGCACUCCAAACAGUCCCUCUCAAAACGGAAGUUACUUGUCUGUGGACCAACGAACAAAUCUGUUACCGUGUUGGCACGGAAGGUGUUGAAAUGUAUUCAACGUGACGAAACAAUCCACGCAGCUCUGAUUGGCGACAAGGAAGAGCUCCUGCAGGACGAUCGGGAGGGGCUGGAGGAUAUUUUUGUGUAUUCAUACAUGGACAAACGCAAGAAACGAUGGAAGAGAAUUUCCAAUGCAUUUGUUGGAACAAACGACUUCAGCAAAUUUGAGCGGGACAGUGAGAACAUGCUUCGAAGGUUGAGGCGGCAGAUUCCCAACGUAUCACUUUCAAGACUUGAAAUGGCUCUUAGUGAUGUAGGCGACACAUUCGAGAAUUGCAUGGCUGAGGAGGACACGGAUUUGAGAGAACAGUCAUUGCGUUUUGUGGGAGACUCCCUACUAAGGGUCACCAGAAGUCUUCAAGCAAUUGACGAGCAGGAAGUUCACCUUGGCCUGCUGAACAGCGCCGAUGUGAUCUUCUGCACUUUGUCUACAUGCGGAUCUAAGCCAAUGCGACGGAUGAACCGUGCCUCUGAUCUCAUCAUUGAUGAAGCAAGCGCUGCGACCGAGGCAGAGGUGCUGAUCCCCCUUCACACGAAACCCGACAAGCUGUUCCUAGUAGGGGACCCAAAACAAUUACCGGCCACAGUAUUAUCGCCCCUUGCUCAGAAGUGUGGCUUGGCACGGUCUCUCCAAGAGCGGUUGAUGUUCAAAAACAAAAUGAAGUAUACACUGCUGGAUGUGCAGUACAGGAUGAGGCCCGAGAUAAGCAAGUUUCCGGUUUGCCAGUUCUACGAGGCCAAGGUUCGGGAUGGAUCAAAUGUCGUUGCGGAGACCUAUGCAUCCGACAUUGUGGCUUUCGACGGUGACCCCUUGACAUGGGUGCAGCUGGUCGGAGAAGAAACGAAGGACGGCAACAUGUCAACACUCAAUGAAUCUGAAGCUCGCGCUGUUGUGGCGACUUUGAUCAAGCUGAAGGAGAAGAAUCAGCUGCCAAACAGCUGGUUCUCGGCGGAUCGUAUCAGAAUCAUCACCUUCUACAAGGCUCAGGCCGAGUACAUUUCCUCUCUGCUGAAGAAGUAUCAGAUUGACGUUCUGGUCUAGACAGUGGAUUCAGCUCAAGGAUGUGAAGCGGACAUUGUGAUUCUGUCAUUCGUCCGAGGCACUUCAGGUUACACCGGCUUUCUAAAGGAUGAGCGAAGAUUGAAUGUUGCGCUGACCAGAGCCAGGUUUCAACUUGUUUGCAUUGGAAACUUGGAUGCCAUCGCUGGCCUUCCGCCGAAAGGUGGGAACCUUACCUUGAUUGAAAUGGCAAAAGAUGCGCUCUUGAGAAGCAACCCUGUGCAGAUUGAUUGCGCCCUCCCACCUCCACCCAAACGAAUCAUUCGGGAUGCUGCGGCCGCUUCAAAAGGAAACAAGACGGGUAAAGGCACUAAGGCAAAGAAGCAGAAAAAGAAAAGGAAGCGGAGAAAGAAGGAAAGUCUAACAGAGCAAAAUAACUGAUUAGCCCAGAGAAGCUUAAGAUGAAUUUAUUAGCCCAUCUUCGUUGUAGUUCGUGUGGCAAUGGUCUGCGUAAGGCUUAGCUUACUUCUCACCACCAACGACUACCGGUACCCACCGGCGGUGUUCAACUUCCGGAUAUUGAGAGUAGAAAGACUCGGGGUUUUGAGUCGUUGGUCUGCUCCAAACAAACUCAAGUCUGCCGCGCGAGGGAGGGCCAACAUUCUUGAGCAUGCCCAGCGCUGUGCAUACGCCUGGAUCAAGUUGUGGAUUGCUUUGUCGGGUCUAGACCACUUGGUUCCUUGGUGCAUCGCCGCUCGGCACAAUUCACUUUGCCGUGCUUCGCUUGUACACAUCAUGGCGUCAAAGCCGCUAGCUAGACAUCGAUGGGUCUACCAGUCUUGAGCCACGUAUCAAAUUGAGAGGAAAACUUGAGUCUUGGGAUGGUCUCUUCCUUGAAUGCCUUGUACUCUUCUUCCUCUGCGCCAAGGAAGUCACAAAACUUGGCAUCGCUAGCCAUCGCGAGAAUGUGCAGCGGUGGUGCGUCGUUGUCGUCGUCCUCUUCAACUGGAAAUUGGGUUUUGGACCUUUUGACCUUGAUCUUGAGAUAAAAGUGCCACCGGGGAAGCAACCGUUGAAAAAGAGAGCAUGCAAUGUAUCGAGCCCGGAUCAAAGGUGAUGGGUUCUCCUUCUUGUCCCCGUCUUCCUCUGGAUCACUAGGUUCCCAAUUCCAGUCCGAGUCUAGCUUGAUGUAACCAGUCUGAUUGUAGAAAUUCAACGUCGGUUGAAUGUUUCCUUCGAGGCUCAGAGUGAGGAUAUUGGGGUACUCGCCCAAGAGUGCUGUCAGGGACGGCUUUGUCGUGGAAGCAUCAUGGGGUGCGUCGUGAUUUGCGUUAAUACCCCACACGUUGGCCAAGAAAUCUACCUUGGGCUGGAUAUUUUCGUUCAAGCUCAAGGAGAAAAUAGUGGGAGACCGAAUGGCAAUUCGACAUGCCAAUGAAUCUUUUUGGCUUUG